AUGUCUCCCGCCACGAUUCCUCCCAUCACCGUCACCACUCCUCAGGAUGGCCUCUUCUCCGAGUCCCUCAUCUCUCCAGAUGUCUCUGCUUCAUUGCCCCAGGGCUACCAAUUGCGAGCCCUUCGCCGCUCCGACUUCAACUCGGGCUUCCUCGAUUGCCUCCGGGUGCUGACCACGGUCGGCGACAUCAGCGAAGAGAAAUUCCAGAAGCAGUACGACAACAUGGUGGCUCGCGAGGAUUACUACAUCAUCGUCAUCGAAGACACCAGCCGCGAGAAGAACUCCGUCGUGGCCACCGGCGCCCUGAUAGUCGAGCACAAGUUCAUCCACAGCCUGGGCAAGGUCGGCCACAUCGAGGACAUUGCCGUCUCCAAGGACCAGCAGGGCAAGAAGCUUGGCCUCCGACUCAUCCAGGCCCUCGAUUUCGUCGCCGAAAAGAUUGGCUGCUACAAGAGCAUCCUCGACUGCAGCGACGCCAACGAGGGCUUCUAUGUCAAGUGCGGAUUCCGACGAGCAGGCCUGCAAAUGGCCCAUUACUACGAAGGAGGCAAAAGUAAAUCACACUAA
This is a messenger RNA of Trichoderma aggressivum f. europaeum, 567 nucleotides long. RefSeq lists its product as uncharacterized. The transcript is spliced from 2 exons. The record is from RefSeq and is a predicted model, not a curated record. Gene Ontology annotation, biological process: UDP-N-acetylglucosamine biosynthetic process. Gene Ontology annotation, cellular component: endoplasmic reticulum-Golgi intermediate compartment; endoplasmic reticulum; Golgi apparatus. Bases 1 to 567 code for a protein of 188 amino acids. Lineage: Eukaryota; Fungi; Ascomycota; Sordariomycetes; Hypocreales; Hypocreaceae. Gene Ontology annotation, molecular function: glucosamine 6-phosphate N-acetyltransferase activity; monosaccharide binding.